AUGCUUAGCAGCUUUGGCAGAUCGGAGGUGCGUUGGCUUCAGGCUGAAGGGCUCUGGCAGCAAGCCCUCAGUCUCCUCGAGAAUGCGAAGUCGGAACGCAAGCACGUGGAUGCCGUCACCUACGGUGCGCUGGUGGGUGCGUGUGCCAGGGGACAGCAGUGGAGGCCUGCCGUGGCACUGCUGUCGGAAGCCGAGAGCUGCAGGCUGCACUUGAACGUGGUAACCUGCAACAUGGCCAUGGGCGCCUGUGCGACGGCAGGAGAGUGGCAGGUGGCUCUUGCUUUGCUCUCUGACGUGGCGGCAUCUGCGGAGCCUGACCUGGUGACUUACAAUGCUGCGAUCAAUGCCUGCAAGGAGGCAAGUACUUGGCACAGUGCCAUGGAGCUCUUCCAGGAUUUGCAGGUUAGCCGUCUCCAGCCGGAUGCCUUCACACUCGGCGUCGUGGUUAGUGCGUGCGAGAUGGGAAGUCAGUGGCCACAGGCAGUGGAGUUGCUGUCGAGGCUCCCAGAAGGUGCCGGCGGAGAUGCAGCCGUGGCAUACAACAGGGCUGCAUAUGCCUGUGCAAAAAGCGAUGUGUGGGAGCAGGCUCUUCAGGUGAUAUGCACGAGCACCAAGAAGCAGGUCCGGAGCUACAGCAGCACUUACAAUGCAUUGAUAGGUGCCUGUGCGAGGCAGAAGGAGUGGUUGCAAGCUCUGGGUUUGCUCUCGAUGGCGUGGGAGCAGCGGGUGGGCCCCGAUCUCUUGGGCUACAACAUUGCCAUGGCUUCCUGCAAUCAGUGUGAGCGUUGGGAGCAGGCCCUGGAAUUGGGUCGGAUGUUGCUGCGACAGCGGCUGCAUGAAGAUGCCACCACGCUGCAACUUGCCGUGAGUGCAGCUGAGCUGGGUAGCCUGUGGCUUGAGGCACUUCAGCUUGUCGGAGAAUUGACGAGCAGACGGCUGGAAUGCCCUGCUUUGACAUGCGGCCAAGCCAUAAGCACAUGCGCAUCGCACGCCGCCUGGCAAGGUGCGCUGUAUGUGCUGCGGAUGCCAGAGGCAGAGGUACGAGGCUCCGUCAUCGUGCAAACCAAAGCCAUAUCUGCAUGUUCCCGAAGCCUUCUGUGGCAACGAGCUUUGUCUCUCGGCCGCGAUGGCUCCGACUUGCAUGACCCUGGCGGGCAGCCAGACUUGCUAAUGUACAUGACCUGGAUGGGUGCCUUGGAGAGGGAGGCUGAGUGGCAGCAGGCAGUGCUUUUGCUAGACGGCCUGGUCCAUCAUCGGCUGGUUCCGGAUUCCCUCUUGUGGUCCAGCUUCGUGAAAACCUGCGAGAAUGCUGGCCCACCAGCAUUGUCUUUCUUAUCGCACAGCGAUAGGUUAGAUGGAGAUGAUGCGAUGCUCAUACUGGCCAUAGCAGCAAUGGGCAGGAAGGGCGAGUGGGAGCGGGCUCUGCACGUGCUUUAUCGACAAGUGCCCGGAGCAACUGCAAGCGUGCACAAUGCUGCCAUAACUGCUUGCUCUGCAGCUUCUCAGUGGGAGAGGGGCCUGCUACUCUUUGCAUCGAUGAGUGACAAGCAGGUGAAGAUGGAUGCUAUAACCUUUGGAGCUGCAAUGCGAGCUUGCUCCGAGGCUGGUUGCUGGCAGCUUGCACUGGACAUCUUUGGGCAGAUGGAUCAGAUGCAAGUGGAGAGGGAUGCAAUAAGCUUCAAUAUUGCUAUGGGCGCCAUGCAACCAGCUGGGCAGUGGCAAAGGGCUUUAAGUCUGUUUUCGGACUUGCGGGCGACCACCACGGAGCCAGACCAAAUUGCGUGUGCAUCAUGCGUUCGAGCUUGUGCCGAAGACACUUGCUGGCAAAGGGGACUACAGCUACUGUUCGAAACUGGUCCAGCGGUCCUCGACGAAUCUCUUCGGAAUGCAGCGAUCAGUGCAUGUGGCAAGGGUGGUCAGUGGCGUGUAGCAAUGCAGCUGUUGGCAGAUGGCCGGAAUCAUCCGGGCAGGGUCAGUCUUGUGACCUACAAUGCAGUCAUGAAUGCAUGUGGGGUCGGUUCGGAGCCAUCGAUGGCUAUGGCUCUGUUCGAGCGCCUGCCUGAGCAGUCACUCCAGCCGGACGAGUUCACUUAUGCCACUGUAAUGGAGGUGUCGGGUGCGCGUGCAUUGGCCUUGCUGAACCAGUUUGAGAUGGAUCACUUGCAGCCGAGCUCGGUGGUAUGCACAAGUGCCAUGCAGGGCUGCAGCAGGGGAUUACUGUGGCAAGAAGCAGUGACGCUGUUCUCACGAAUGCAAAAGACAAACUUACAGACAAACUUGAUCACCUUUAACACGCUGCUCGAUGCAUGUGCGAACGGUGGGGAGUGGGAGGGAGCACUGCAAGUGCUUGGCCAACUCCGAGAUGCAAUGCUCGAGGCAAGCGGCUUCUCUUACGUCGCCGUGAUGCAGGCAACGGCAAGGGCCAACCUCUGGGAGACUGGCUUGCACAUCCUUGCCGACAUGGAGGAACAAAAAAUCAAGGUGACGGUGAUGUUGCGCAAUAUUGUGUUGAGUGCCUGCGCAAGUGCUGCGUACUGGCAGACUGCGAUGCGACUCCUUGAUGGUUUCCAGCAGUCGGGUCUGGAGUUGAGCACGGUCUCCCACGACACGGUCUUGGACGCCUGUGCGAGAGCUCUCCAGUGGGAGCGUGGUCUGGUUAUGCUGGACAAGAUGUGGUCAGCGAAACUGGAGAGGGACGUGAACACCUACCAGCGCAUGGUGGGACUGGGAACGGCUGUGUCAGGUGAUGCAAGUGGCAUGGAUGCUCAACAGCGCAUAGCGGUCGCCGUUGCCAUUUUCUGGUUCGUCUUCGUUGCCGAUCUGUCGCUGUAUGGUUGGAUUCUCAAUGUGGAUUGCCGCUACGUUGAGGCUCUGCCAGGCAUGCCGGACAGUUACUCGGGCAGCGAGUCUCGGCAGUGCGACGACUGUGGUACUCAUGUGUCACAUCCACGCGUGAAGCAUUGCCAAAGCUGUGGCUGGUGUAUGGAGGACAUCUAUGACUUGACCUCAGCGGCAUUUGGACCCUCUGCGAAGUUCAGCCUAUCCUACGAGGGACAACUCCUCACACGACUCGCGUCACUCGAACGGCCAUUCCUCAACGCUACCGGUGACUCCGUGGUGGUUCAUUGCACGGUAGGCUGCUACGACGAAACCCAGCUCUCGAUUUUCGACGACUGCCUUACAAGCCUGGUUCGACGCGGGCGCCACAACUUUGCAAUGUUUGCUUUGGACUCCUCUUCAGACAUGAAGGACCUGGGCGACCUCCUGGCCCAAAGCGAAAACAAGGAGCUGCUCAGCUGGGUCGCCUACACCUCGGGCGGAGCACGCAGCGGCGGCGUUGCUAGCGGCCAGCCGCUGCCCGGAGCUCUGGGGCUGCUGUGGCGCCUGAUGCGAUUGUGCCCACAGCAAGUCCGUCGCCGUGAUCCGGAAACAGGCAAGCUGCCGCUGCACGAUGCCGCCUGGGGCCACGCACCCUUCGAGGCAGCAGUUAUGCUAGCCGCGGCCAUGCCUUCAGCGCUGACGGACCGCAGGAAUCGCAACCUAGAGUCACCCCAUGAC
Messenger RNA from Symbiodinium necroappetens, 3558 nucleotides. Lineage: Eukaryota; Dinophyceae; Suessiales; Symbiodiniaceae. The record is from the annotation of a GenBank genome assembly.